Seriola aureovittata is the source of this 7450-nucleotide messenger RNA. RefSeq names its product mitogen-activated protein kinase kinase kinase kinase 4-like. Gene Ontology annotation, molecular function: ATP binding; protein kinase activity. The transcript has 32 exons. The record is from RefSeq and is a predicted model, not a curated record. The coding region runs from base 216 to 4736 and encodes 1506 amino acids. Gene Ontology annotation, biological process: protein phosphorylation. NCBI's taxonomy places the organism in Eukaryota, Metazoa, Chordata, Actinopteri, Carangiformes, Carangidae.
CCAGUGGCACGAGCAGGGAGAGAGCGGACAGGGAGCCCGCUGCUGCCACCUCAACAUGGAGUAGCGAGACCCCUGCAUUUACUGCUAAGAAGCGGAUCCCACAGGGAGGAAUACGCGACGGCCUCUGUCUAGUUUAUCCGCCUACGAGCCCGCAAAUGAUACAGCAGCAAAUAUUUUUAGAUAUCGCAAAGGAAAGCUCGGCUUUUAUUUGAAAGAUGGCGAACGACUCUCCAGCUAAAAGUCUAGUAGACAUAGACUUGGCUUCAUUGCGGGAUCCAGCUGGGAUAUUUGAAUUGGUGGAGGUAGUUGGAAAUGGCACCUAUGGACAAGUAUACAAGGGACGACACGUCAAGACUGGACAGCUGGCUGCCAUCAAGGUCAUGGACGUCACGGAGGAUGAGGAGGAGGAAAUUAAACUGGAGAUCAAUAUGCUGAAGAAGUAUUCCCACCACAGAAACAUAGCCACCUACUAUGGGGCUUUCAUUAAGAAGAGCCCCCCGGGACACGAUGACCAGCUAUGGUUGGUGAUGGAGUUCUGUGGAGCUGGUUCGAUUACAGACCUGGUGAAGAACACCAAGGGGAACCAGCUGAAGGAAGACUGGAUCGCUUACAUCUCCAGAGAGAUCCUCAGAGGUCUGGCCCACUUACAUGCCCACCACGUCAUCCACCGUGACAUCAAGGGCCAGAACGUCUUGCUGACUGAGAAUGCUGAAGUCAAACUAGUGGACUUUGGUGUGAGCGCUCAGCUGGACCGGACAGUGGGGAGGAGAAACACCUUCAUCGGGACUCCUUAUUGGAUGGCCCCUGAGGUCAUCGCUUGUGACGAGAACCCCGACGCUACAUACGAUUACAGAAGUGAUCUGUGGUCAUGUGGUAUCACAGCUAUUGAAAUGGCCGAAGGAGCACCACCACUUUGUGACAUGCACCCGAUGCGUGCGCUCUUCCUCAUUCCAAGAAACCCUCCUCCUAGGCUCAAGUCUAAAAAAUGGUCCAAGAAGUUUUUCAGUUUCAUCGAGAGCUGUCUGGUGAAGAACUACACGCAGCGGCCCCCGACAGAGCAGCUGCUGAAGCACCCCUUCAUCCGAGACCAGCCCAACGAGAGGCAAGUCCGCAUACAGCUCAAAGACCACAUCGACCGCACCAAGAAGAAGAGGGGAGAGAAGGAUGAGACGGAGUAUGAGUACAGUGGGAGCGAGGAGGAGGAGGAGGAUCCCCCAGAGCAGGAGGGAGAACCAAGCUCCAUCGUCAAUGUGCCAGGUGAGUCCACCCUGCGCCGCGACUUCAUCCGCCUGCAGCAGGAAAACAAGGAGCGGUCAGAGGCUCUCCGCCGCCAGCAGCUCCUCCAGGAGCAGCAGCUCCGGGAGCAGGAGGAGUACAAGCGCCAGCUACUGGCUGAGAGGCAGAAACGAAUUGAGCAGCAGAAGGAGCAGAGGAGGCGACUGGAGGAGCAACAGCGCCGUGAACGGGAGAUGAGGAGGCAACAGGAGCGUGAGCAGCGUCGCCGCGAGCAAGAGGAGAAGAGGCGUAUCGAAGAGAUGGAUCGUAGACGUAAAGAAGAGGAGGAGCGCCGGCGGGCGGAGGACGAGAAGAGAAGGAACGAUCGUGAGCAGGAGUACAUCAGGCGUCAGCUGGAGGAGGAGCAGAGACACCUGGAGAUGCUGCAGGAGCAGCUGCUCCGUGAACAGGCCAUGCUGCUGGAGUUCAAGUGGCGGGAGCUCGAGGAGCAGCGCAAGGCCGAGCGACUCCAUAAGCGCCUGCAGCAGGAGCAGGCCUACCUGCUGUCGCUCCAGCACGAAUCCAAACAGCAGCCUGGUGACAAGACCAAACUCCCCUCAGACCAAAGCAAACCUCCGCAGACCUCCACCCUGCCCCCUGACAGAGUCCUUACGACAGCCCCGCAAGCUCAGGUCCUUGACAGCGUUGUCUCUGUAGCGAGAGGCGCUCACGAGUCCUCCAGAGCCCUUCAGACGAUCCCCGCAGACAGCACUAAGUCCCAGGCAGCAGUGCCAGAAAAGACUCACACUGUUGAGACCUGUCCCAGCCCCAGCCCCCCUCAGACUGAAACCCCAACUGACCCUAACACUCCCCAGGCAGAAGGUUUGGAGCCCGAUAGGCCCGCCGAGCCUGUCGCUCAUCCUCCUCAGCCUAUCAGAGAGGCCGACGAGCGGUACCGUAAGAACAUUCAGGGCUCCCCUCAGACCGCCCCUCCUCCCAAGCAGCCCCCUCUGCCUCCCCGCUCCUCUGAACCGUUCUCCAACGGCGGCCCCUCCGAGGCCUCCGCCAUGCACCGGCCCAUGGAGCCUCAGGUCCAGUGGUCCCACCUGGCUGCUCUAAAAAGCAGCAACAGCGCCGCCCCCUCUCCUCCUCCUCCUCCGCCGCCCGUGGUCUCUCGCUCCCAGUCCUUCAGCGAGCCCGGCGGCGUGACCUCUAGCUUUGCACAACUCCACCUGCGUUCCCAGGACCCCCACCAUCACCACCACCAUCAUCACCCAUCGCCCGCACGCACUGACCCCCAGCCCCAACCUCCCCUCCACCACCCUCAGGCCCAGACUAGGGCCGAACACCAGGCCAGCAACGAGGAGGUGCCUCCCAAGGUGCCAGUGAGGACAACAUCCAGGUCUCCAGUACUGUCGCGCCGAGAGUCCCCUCUGCCGUCACAACCUGGCAACCAGGGCGUACAGAGGAGCGCUGGCGGUAACGUGGAGCAGCGCCCGCUGUGGGACCGAGUGGAGAAGCUGCAGCCUCGGCCCGGCAGCGGCAGCUCCUCUGGCUCCUCCAACUCCAGCUCCCAGGCCAGCCCUGGAGACCGCUUCAGACCACGCUCUUCCUCCAAGUCUGAAGGAUCGCCUCUCCAGCGGCCUGAAAACAUUCCCAAAAAACAAGAUGAAAAGAACCUCGCCAGGCCUACUCGACCAGCUGACCUGACUGCUCUGGCCAAGGAGCUCCGUGCUGUCGACGAUGUGCGGCCUCCCCACAAGGUCACCGACUACUCCUCCUCAAGCGAGGAGUCGGGCACCACAGACGAGGACGACGAUGAGGAGGUGGACCAGGAGGCGGGAGAGGAGUCCACUUCAGGAGCUGAGGACUCCAGAGCUGGAUAUUCCCAUGGCUUCUACAGGAGGCUGAGUAACGGGGAGACGGAGUCCGCUAAGACCAUGCUGGUCGAAGACUCCGAGAGCGACCAAGCCUCCACGCCCUCCAAGGACGGCACGCUGGUCAUCAGACAGAGCGCCGUUGACAUAAAGCGGUCGGUCAAUCUCUCAUCCUCAUCCUCCUCCUCUUCCUCGGCUGGCUCUGGUCACGGCCACGGCCAGCCGCAACCCCCCGGCCACGGCCUCCCAGAGAAAAACGGCUUUGCCGGCCGCAUACACCUCCUACCAGACCUUAUCCAGCAGAGUCAUCACUCCCCUUCCUCUACCACAACCAUCCCUUCCUCCUCCUCCUCCUCCUCUUCCUCCUUCCCCUCAUCAUCUAGCCAUGCCAGUCCUGCCAUGUCCCCACAGAACCCCCUGGACAAGCUCACUACCAUAGAGUCCCAGUCAGAGAGCAACUCCAUGUCCAAACACAAGUCCUCCUCGUCCUUCACUCCCUUCAUCGACCCACGCCUUCUCCAGGUCUCUCCAUCCAGCGGCAGCUCCCUCAACAACAUGGCUGGAUUUGGGCAGGACGGACGGCUGGUGGACCCGCUGAGGUCCGACCCGUCCCGUAAAGGCUCAGUGGUCAACGUCAACCCAGUCAACACGCGCCCGCCGAGCGACACGCCCGAGAUCCGCAAGUACAAGAAGAGGUUCAACUCUGAGAUCCUGUGCGCUGCGCUCUGGGGGGUAAACCUGCUGGUGGGGACAGAGAGCGGUCUGAUGCUGCUGGACCGAAGCGGUCAGGGGAAGGUCUACCCCCUGAUCAACCGGCGGCGCAUCCAACAGAUGGAUGUCCUGGAGGGACUCAAUGUUCUGGUCACCAUAUCAGGUAAAAAGAACAAGCUGCGAGUGUAUUACCUGUCGUGGCUCAGAAACAAGAUUUUGCACAACGACCCUGAGGUGGAGAAGAAGCAGGGUUGGGUCAAUGUGGGCGACCUGGAGGGCUGCGUCCACUACAAAGUCGUGAAGUAUGAGAGGAUUAAGUUCUUGGUGCUGGCCUUGAAGAAUUCUGUGGAGGUGUACGCCUGGGCUCCCAAACCCUACCACAAAUUCAUGGCCUUUAAGUCUUUUGGUGACCUGGUGCACAAGCCUCUGCUGGUUGACCUGACGGUGGAAGAGGGUCAGAGGUUAAAGGUCAUCUACGGCUCCUGCUCAGGCUUCCAUGCUGUGGAUGUGGACUCUGGUGCCGUCUACGACAUCUACCUGCCUACACAUAUCCAGACCAGCAUUCAAUGCCACGCCAUCAUCAUCUUGCCCAACACUGACGGGAUCGAGCUGCUGGUGUGCUACGAGGACGAGGGCGUCUACGUCAACACCUACGGACGCAUCACCAAGGACGUGGUGCUGCAGUGGGGAGAAAUGCCAACUUCAGUGGCCUACAUUAGGUCAAACCAGAUCAUGGGCUGGGGUGAGAAGGCCAUAGAGAUCCGCUCGGUGGAGACGGGACAUCUGGACGGCGUCUUCAUGCACAAGAGAGCCCAGAGACUCAAGUUCCUUUGUGAGAGGAAUGACAAGGUGUUCUUCGCCUCUGUGCGCCCCGGAGGUGCCAGCCAGGUGUACUUCAUGACCCUGGGACGCACCUCCCUCAUGAGCUGGUAGUCACGAAACCCUCACAAACAACCAGCCAAACACGACGACCGUACCUAAGCAGCGACCAACAGAUGACGAUUGUGACUAUGACCAAUGACGAUUAACACGAGAAAAACCGCCUCGAGUCUGAGCUGGAGAAGCGUCUCUGCGGCUUUCUCUCACCUGCUCGUGCAAACAAACCACAGAUUGGACUGUAAUCAUGAAAAGAAGCGAGGGAUGUGGGUGUGUAUUUUUUGGGGAGGGGGGGGGGGGCGUGCACCAUCACAAGUCCACUGAGUAAACUAUAUUACGACAACAACAGAAACCCCCACGAGCCGCCCGGUUCCUCUCACCCCAGCCUUGUUGCUCAACCUUUUUGUGCUGAACUCCACUCCUCCUCUUCCUCUUUGCGGGACGUGGGAUCUGUUGCCUGUCGAUGGUAAAAUCUUUAAUGUGUCAUAGUAAAACUUUGCAUCAUGUAUGUGCGUGUGUAUGUGUGUGUGUGAAUAGAGGAAAACACUGAGCAUAUGAAUGACUGACAAAGUGUGUUUGUCUGAAGGGACGAUACGAGGCUAAACGUGGCUGUUGCCGUAUUGGAGAAGGCGAAUACUGUAUGUGCCACACCUUGAGUUUAGCUGUUUUUGUGGCUGUGUUUAGUCCAGGUCCUGUUUGGGUAAAUUUCACUCCUAUUCCCUCCAUGAUAGAUUUCCACGUCAAGCAUGUCAUGAAACACUAGUUCACAGUCACAGUUUUACUCCCAUAAACACUGCUUGACUUGUAAAUCUGCCUCUGUCUUCACUUUUUUGCCUUCUCCUCCUUAAAGUGAAGAUUUUUUAAGGGACCUUCUGGAUAUAUCCAUUAAAAAACAGGGUACUGGAUAUCAGCUUGUACAUACUAACUACAUCAACCUUGUGGGCUUUAGACUCUCCCGGGUUUAACAGACACUUUCUCAACUUUUACCACAUUGCCUCACGUACUGUAGGUUAUGUCAAGACAGAAGUAGCCCUGUUUAUGACAGCAUGUUGCUUUGGUGUUAUUAACAAAAAAUUAUCCCCAGUUUUUAAUACACUGUAUAUUUUGUAUGUGACUUGCUGCACAUAAAUAAAGCAUAAGAACACAGGACACACCUGUAGAUGAGUUUUAAAGGAAGAAUCCACCCUAUUUAUCAUCAAUCUGUGAUAUUUUUCUGGGCUUUCCAGGAGUUGUUUUGUGAUGAAGUGUUGCAUUUUCCCUGGUCAGCUGCUUUGUCGACACCCAAACAACAAAAUACACCCAGAAAUGUGAGGUUCAUUACCAAUAGCUGUUUUCUUUUCUUUUGUCAGGUGGAUUUUUCCUUUAACAUCAGUCAUAAGUAGGGCUAGGAUAAACUGUGAAUUAGACAUGCAGAAUUAGCAGGUGGCCGUUAACGUAGCAUGGAGGCCAGUGGGCGGAAGUGACAGUAAGGGAAUGAAGGCAGCGUGCAUAGAUGUCACUCGAGCGGGUUGAGAAGAAGCUUUGAACAUCACACUCCACAGAGAGGAGGAGGAAGCACGAUCAGCUGAUGGCUCAGCUAAACGAUUGCCUUAGAAGGGUCUCAAGCUGAUUACAAACUGCUCAAAAUCCUCUGUGAAUGCUGAAAAACAUUUGGAUUUUGUGUACUGUUGGAACACUUUAGUCUGAACCAGCCAUGUGAUUCAAUAUUGGACCUCUUUUUUUUUUGUUGACAUUUUCUUCAGAUGGGCAGUUAGUUUACAGGGUCCAGUCUGGAUUGAAGACACAAAACAAAACAAAAAACACUACUUUAACUGGACCGUUACUCCAUCCCAGAAUUGUAUUUUACUUCGUUUUAUUUUUCUUCCUCACUCAUCCUCUGAAAACCCCCCAAUGACAAGGCAAGACUUGUUUGUCACUUCAUGUUAGGACGGUCUCAUUUCACUGUUAAAAACGUCAAAUCCAUCCUGUGGCUGUGCGUAUGUAUGAAUGAGAAAACUUGACAACAGGACUCAAAUCUGCAAGGUUUCACCCCCUUCGUGUCAUCUCGACACUCUGGCCCUGCUCUCAGUGAGCGUGCUGCCUUCACUGUCUCGAGGCGAGGGGCCUGCUGAGAGCUGCGGAACAUGGGAAUGAGAUGCUUUCACUGUCUGAUCAUCUGUGAAAAGCUAGGAAGGGGGGUAAAAAAAAAUAAUCACACGUUCGAAUAGCAGUGUUACAAAACCACUUCAGACGGCGUGAACUAAGCGGCAUAUUUUUAACUUGGACUUAGUUUUUAGUCUUGUUUCUGCAAUUUUUAUUAUGUAACCCUUCAGAUAAGUAUGCGACUGCAGUGGUUUUAAAUUGUAAUGCACACCUUAUGUUGGAAAUGUUUACAGAAGCAAUUGUUUUGUUAAACCAAUGUGCAUCGAUAUGAAUAUUUAUGGUUUAUUUUGAGGGCAGUUUUUCCCUGUUUUGUAUUUUGUAUUAUUCCCUUUUUGUACUAUCAUUUAGACGUUUAUGUACAGGAAUAAUCGACCUUUGCUCACGUUAUGAAUUACGCAAGUCCAGAGUGUGAUUUCACUGAUUCCUCUACAUCCUGCAUAGUGCAGUGUGCCCCUGGCUGUGUGGCAGCUUGGAUCAAAUGUUUUCUGCCUGCCAGGUGACAUGUUUCCCCUCAAACGUCUCUCUGCCAUGCCUCUCUAAUUUAUGUCCUCUCUGUGUGUACUAUGGGAAUUACUGUAUUUUCCUGAAGGUCUUUUUUUUCCAUUGAAUAAAAUCAGAAGUAAUUUACA